AUGGCACCUAAUACCAAGUCACAAGCAGACUUCUACUGCCUGUGGAAAGACGAGACCAUCCGCGAGAGACUCUUCGACCUGCUCGACAAGAGUGACCUCUGCGCCGUCCGCGCCACCAACUCAACAUUUUCUGCUCUCCUCACUAAGCGGCUCUUCUUGAGAACCCAUCUAACCUUCACAGCCAACACCUUCACCAAGCAGACGCGCAUCUCCGCCCUCAGUCGAAUCGGCCACCACAUCGAGCAUCUCACCUUCUCCUUCCCUCAUUCGGACGCCACUUUUCUUCCACCUUUAAUCCACCCGACCACAGGCCAUGAAAUCUCCUUCCUCUAUCAUCCUAUCACCUCCAUGACCGCCGCGCUGUUCAGGCCGAAAUUCACAAGCACCGAACUGGGUCAGAUUCUCACGGAGCAGUACCCGCCCUUGUUCCACGCCGCUUCCAACGUGCCUUCCUUUAUCAACGCCAUUCGUCACUUGCCCAACAUGCGUCACCUCACCAUCAAAACCCCCGGCCAGGACCCCAAGGAGCGGUAUCGCAGAGACUGCGUUGACUACGCCCUAAUCAGCUUGCGCAUCUCUCUGGAACGGGCCCCGCUCACCAAAUUUUCCAAACUGUCGCUGUCGGGCGUCCACCCAACAGCCUUCAACUACCUCCGGCACACCCCCGGCUCCGGAUACGGCGUCUCCCCUUCCGCCGAGCGCCGCUGGCGACAGAUUCGGAAGUUAUACAUCAGCGUCGAGAGCUGGGAUUUCUACCACCCUACUUCGCCCGGGCUGGACCACCUGAAGAUUAUGGAUGAGUUCAUCCGUUGGUUUGCUCCACGACUAGAGAAAUUCAGUUUCACGUGGGAUGGACACCAGAAGGGGCCCUGUCCUAUAGCAUUGGGCGAAGACCCUCUUUUCGCGCCAGCUGGAGGAAAGAAACAGCGAAAGAAACUGUUCAACGAGUUGACGGACUCCAUGAGCCCGCUACCGGAAAGGCCAAUGAGAAGAGAGAUUGACAUGCCUCGUCUCAAGUAUUUGUCGGUACGAAACGCGACGAUGAACGCAAGUCAGGUGAACGGGCUAGUCAAGCGACACAUGCGAACAGUAAAGGAGUUCCAGUUCGAGGAGGUUUUGCUCGUCGGAGAGGGAACCUGGGACGAAGCACUCAAGCCGCUGUUUGACGAGGAGGAACGGAGGGCCAAGGGCGGGAAGAAGGGGGACAUUUGGUGUAGGCGAUCGAUUAGCGGGAGUGUCGAAAGCGGGAGCGUGAUGAGGCAGGGUCAGAGGAGGCAGAUGAGCGGGUUGUCGAGCACAACGGACGGCUGUGAGACAUUGCUGACGGAGUCGUCGGCUGCUACGGCUAUGACAAGGGAGUUGUUGAAUGCUGACUUGGAGACGGUGUUGGUAAACGGAGGAUGGCUAGAGGACGGGGUGGAUGAAUUGGAGGUGGGAGUGCAGGAGUGGGCUAGGGGUGUGACCGCUGCUGCCGCGAGCGGUCUGGCCACCAAUAUUGUCAUUCAUGACGGCGGAGGAGUCGACAAACGAGGAAGCGGUACAAUCACCACGAUCCACGAGGAGGGCGAGGAGGAGGUGGAUGUUUCCGAUCUGCAAAUGGGCACCAACAUGUCUGUCAGCACGAGGAUCAAGAAGCAGCGGCUUCGUAAAAAGAGCUCUGGGAAGCACCGCCGCGGAGAUGGCAGCAUCACUGAGGAAGAGGAGGCCAGUGAGUCGCGUCGCCGGGACCGUGAGCGCCGUGAAAAUGCCAGUGACGAUGAGCGGAGGUACCGCAGCACCGAAAAGGAGAAGGAUAAAGGACGCCACAGUCGAAGCAAGACCAAGCACUCCCGCCGUGACGAGUCGAGCGAUAGGCACCGUUCUCGUUCACGCUCUCGCCAUGGCAGCAAGCAUCGUCAUCACCGCCGAGACUACCCGGAGGAUGACAAGGUCACGACUCUGCCAACUUUGCCUGAACUCAAGACCUUGUCGGAAGUUAGCGGUGUCGAUGACGAGGACGUCCCUCAGCCGCCUCAACCCAAGAACGCACCCUACACGCCACCACAACUCGUUACCCAGCGACUCCCACCGUCACCUCCCCAAUCUGCCAGUGGUGCGUCCAACAAAGACAAAGCAUUGCCUCCACCACCACCGGGCUAUUCCUCGCCCACCCCUCCUCGCUCUCCUCCCCGGAUGACCGAGCAAGAUCAUCGCCCUUCUCCUCGUCCAUCUCUGGACACUCCUCAGGCUGCCCGACUCAACAUCACCGCCCCCAUUCUCAACGCCAACCCUUUCCCCGCCGUCCUCUCACCGACCGUCUACGACCCAUCCUCCAAAACCGGUCCCCUCCUCGGCAUCAGUGGACCACAAAAUGCCCGGGGCGGUGCUGUCGGCACCCUCCUAUUCCGCGACUCCACUUCGUCUAAUCCCGAUGGGCCGUCUCUCUUUGCAGAUCUCGAGGCCCACGUGGAAUCCGAGCAAGACCGGGCCGCCGCCCUCAAAAAGGCCAGGGAACAGGUCCUCGAAAAGCUCAGCAAAGAAUUUGCUCACGGCCCCUACGGCACGCCCUCCACCAGGGAAUCCAUCGAUCAACCUCCUCAGCCAACGGCGCGUCCCCAGCCGCCUAAGCGCUCUAACUCGCACUCCAUCAAACCACAACUUCCGAAUCCGUUCCCUUUGAAGCGCGCCAACUCCCAUAAUCACCACCAGACCGGUACGUCGACUGGUCAGAGACGCAAACACUCCGGUCACCACGGGCACGACUCACCGGCCGUAAUGGCUGCCCUCAACGCUUCUCGCGCAAGACCCGGCGCCGCCGAGUCGGCUCCCACCUCAGCUGUAACUGGUGAUCGUGACCACGAGGACAUGUUGGCUUUCAGCGUCCCUUACCACCACCACCACGCUGAUUGCGGGAUCACUUGCGCCCCGCCUACCAUCCCUCCUCCCCCUCAUCACAACAGCGCUACUUCCUCCUCUCUUGGCUUUGGAGCACGACUUAAGGAAGGGUUGUUCGGUAUCGUCAGGGCGGGGACGCCAGGGUUCUCCAGAAAUGGUACCCCCGGGAUCUCUCAUAUGGCUGGGACCGAAACAGUGGUGCACCGUGGGCGGAGGAGUGAAGAUGAUGCGGGAAGAAGACACAGGGAGAGAGACUACAGGGAAAGAAGGGAGGAAAGAAGGGAAGAGAGGAGGGAUGACCACAGAGACCAGCACGGCUAUAAGUACGGGCAUGGAAGUCUCGAGAGCAGUGCUGGCGGCCAUAGCAGAGGGACUAGUGGCAACGGGAGCGCCUAUGUUCCGUUGAUGAUCAGUUCGAGUGUUAUGGGACAUAGGGGAAAUUGA
Messenger RNA from Sordaria macrospora k-hell, 3318 nucleotides. RefSeq lists its product as uncharacterized. Lineage: Eukaryota; Fungi; Ascomycota; Sordariomycetes; Sordariales; Sordariaceae. The record is from RefSeq and is a predicted model, not a curated record.